Molecule: messenger RNA, 2291 nt
Organism: Drosophila montana
Lineage: Eukaryota; Metazoa; Arthropoda; Insecta; Diptera; Drosophilidae
Gene: spoon
Product: spoonbill
Exons: 6
Coding region: 207-2153 (648 amino acids)
Molecular function (GO): RNA binding
Source: RefSeq, a predicted model, not a curated record
GGCCAUGUUAUGAUAUGUAAAAGGUAGACGUAGACACGUGUUUAAUUUGUGCUGCUUUAAUACGCUCAAAAUUUGUGUUGAUCUAAGUCAAAUAAAAAAAGUGAAAAUAAUAAAAACAAUAUAAUUCACCUUAGCUUAUUUAAAAGCCAUUCAAAACAUAUUAGUUACCCCGCUGGUUUUAAAAGAUUCUCCAAUAUUCAGCGAAAAUGGUAUCCGGUCGUCCUCUACUCUAUCUGUCACUGCCCGGUGUAGCAUUUAUACUCGGCGUCUUUUGGUUUCGGCGUAGAAAUAAAAAUCGUGUAGAUAAAAACGAUGACGAUGCAAACGCCGUAGCCAAUGGAAAGCCGGUUAAAGAGGCCGCCGAGCCCGGGAUAACACAGCGCAAAGUGAACGGUGUGCAGUCGCUUAAUGGCAAACUGCCCACUGGCAAUGGGAACGGAACAGCAAAUGCAACCAAAUCGAUGAACAUAAGCGUCGGCAGCGGCAGCGGCGGCGGCGGAGGCGGAGGUGGCGGUUUUAUGAUCAAUGUCGACGAGAAGGAGAGUCCAAAUACAAUGCUAUAUGGGAAAUCGGCACCAAUCACAAUACAGAGCAAUGGACGCGCAUCGCCGGGCAAGCAUCAGCAGCAGCAGAUUGAUUCGGAAAUGUUAAAAUCAAAGAUACAGGAUGCGGAGCACAAGAAACUCUGUUCCAUUGAUGAGGACUUUGAGAAUCUGUCAUCGCCCAGAGAUUUGCCCGAUUCAGUAAAUAAUCGCGUCACGUUCUACAAUCGCAAGGCAAACAAAAAGGCCGAGGAGCCAGUUGUCAUUAAGGCUACGCGUACACCAAAAAUAUCGCCAGAGAAUUCAUUUCUCGAGAGCAAAUACACCAAGGAGUGCGAACAGAAUAACAACUGUGAGCCGAUCAAUGCGGACAAAAAGCUGGAUACAUUAACAACAGCUACUCCACCAGCUGCAGCUGCAGCUCCAGCUCCAGCUCCAGUUGCCACAUCCGCUGUUGUGGAGCAGCCAAAGCCACAGACACAAUCAGAGGAGAAUAAUUCAGCUGUUGAACAGACAAUUGUGUCCAAAGAUGGGGAUGUGGACGUGAGUGCGACUGCCGCAGUCGCAGCCGAUGCAGCCGAUGCAGCCAAUGGCAACCAGAAACGCAAUGUGGAUGCGGCCAGUCCAUCGCUAAGCAUUUGCAGUGUACAAUCCGGGGAUUCCGGUAAAGGUUCCAGCCUGCCGCGUUCAGAGGCGACGACACGUGUAAAGACCUCGUAUCGUUUCUUCUUUCCAAAUGUUCUGAUUGGCCAGCUGUAUGGACGGAAGCGUUCGUUCAUCAAUCAAAUCAAGGCCAAAACCUUGGCGAAUGUGGGACUGAGCAAGAAUCGUUAUUCGUCGGGCAAACUGCGCAUUUGCACCAUUGAGGGCACCGAGAACGAGAUCGAUGCCGCGCUGGCCAUGAUACGCCAGCGUUUGCCAGCCAGACGCUAUCCAAAUUUCACAAUGCAGAGAAUUCACUAUGCGCUUCCGCAAUCCAUAGUUCCUCUUUCGACUGAAAGCCUCCAUAGCCUACAACUAAAUCUGAUCGAAGGCAUCAACAAUGAUGUUCUGGUCAGCGCCGUGCUCUCUGGCGAUCAUGUGUUCGUACAGCAUCCGCUGCAUCCAUCGCACCCAGCCCUGCAUGCGCUACAGAAGGGCAUGCUGGACAGUUACUCCACAAUGGAUGCGCCCAAGUUGCCGGGAAUUGAGAUCAGUGCCGUUUGUGUUAUGCCCAUCAAUGGGUUUUGGUAUCGCGUACAAAUUUGUGAUAGCGAUGCCGACGAUGAGGAGCGCUGUCUGGUCAAAUUCUUGGACUUUGGCGGCUAUAUGAAUGUCAGCUUUAGCGAAUUGCGUCAAAUACGCACGGACUUUAUGACGCUGCCAUUCCAGGCAACCGAAUGCAUACUGUCCAACAUCGAGCCAAUCGAUGACACCUGGUCGACCGAUGCGGCUGAUAUCCUCAACAAAUUAACCAAAGGCAUUGUCUUGCAAGCACAAGUCGCCGGCUACAAUAGCCAUAAUAUACCAGAAAUCUAUUUAUUUGCUUCUCUAGGUCCAAAUAAUGUUAUUUUUAUCAAUAAGGAACUUGUCGCCAGAAAUCUCGCUAAGUGGGUCGAGAUGCGUGACUAACAGCCUUCAUGAACAACAAACAAGGAAAUUUAAACAUCAAUUUUAGUAGCUACAACAAUAACAACAGCAUCAACAGCAGCAGCAGCAGCAGCAGCAGCAACAGCAACAACAACUUUAAUCAGCAGCUUAAAGUUAAAG